Molecule: messenger RNA, 2265 nt
Organism: Triticum dicoccoides
Lineage: Eukaryota; Viridiplantae; Streptophyta; Magnoliopsida; Poales; Poaceae
Exons: 1
Coding region: 728-1510 (260 amino acids)
Source: RefSeq, a predicted model, not a curated record
UCACACUGCCGCUCUUCCCCUCAAGAAAGAGAGAGCCCAUCAAUGCAAGCCCGGCCCACCACUUCCACUACAAGUCAGCCAGCCGAGCCGCGGCUCUGCUUCCGGAGUCCACCCAACCCACCAAUCCGCCGGCUCUUGGAUUCCCCCCGCGGCGCCCCACCUUUUCCUCCGCCCUCGCCGCGCGGCGCGUGUCACGCCCAGCCGCCAUGGCGAUCGACCACGACUCCCCCUGCAAGGAGCUCCUCCCCAAGGACCGCCGCAGCAUGGUACCCUCCCGCCACGCCAUUCCCCAUUUCUUGCUCGCUCCUCCCCCCACCUGUGCUCCGCCUUCUUGAUUCCUCGUGCUCCACUCCGGGAAGGAACGAAACCGUUUCUUGAUCUGUCAUCGUCCUCCUUCCUUUUCCGUGCGUUACUGCUGCAUUGGGCGGAUUGCUGGUGUCGAGGCUGUUGGGUGGAUCCUGGGAGCAGUGAAAUGGCGAUGGAUGGAAGAUCGAUCUCGCCAUCUCGGAAAGAUCGGUGUUUUUCCCUCUUCUUUAUUAAACCCUCAUUUGUCCUCUGCCACCGCUUUUAGGGGUUCGAUUUAUGUUCUUGUGUUCAUUCCUGCUGUGCAACUUCUAGUCUUCAAAUUCUGGUAAUUGUUGUUCGAAAUGUAUGAAAUCCUGGCCGGGUAAUCUGUUCGUAACUGCUUCUCCUUCGGCUGAUUCCCACGGACGAACACGUUGUGUGCAUGGCCAUGCUGGUUUCCAUUUUCAAGGAGAGCAAUGUCUCUGAACAAUCUUGUUGUUGUCGUCUGCAGGACGAUGACGGCGCUGAACCGGAGGAGGAGGAGGAGCUGGAGGAGGUUGAGGAGGAUGAGGAGGUUGCGGAGGUGGAGGAGGAGGAGGCUGAGGAGGACGAGAAGUCUGCGGAGGAGGUGGAGGAGCAGGAGCAGGUAGCGUCGGCGGACGGCGAGCGGUGGCCUCGGUGGCUGCGCCCCAUGAUGUCCGCGCGCUUCUACACGCCGUGCAAGACGCACCCUGACUCGCGCCGGGGCGGCGUGCGCACCAUGUUCUGCCUCGACUGCGCCGCCGUCGCCGGCGCGCUCUGCUCCCUGUGCGCCGACCAUGGCCACCGCGGCCACCACGUCAUCGGGGUCCGCCGCUCCACCUACAGCAGCGUGCUCAUCGUGUCGGACGUCCAGGGCCUCCUGGACGUCGACGGCGUGCAGACCUACGUCAUCAACGGCGCGCGCGUCGUCUUCCUCAGAGAGCGCGGCCCGCAGCAGAGGCACGCCCGCAGCGCCUGGAGCUUCGUCAACCAGUGCGGCUGUGGCCGCGGCCUGCUCGAGGCCUUCCGCUUCUGCUCGCUCAGCUGCAAGUUCCCUGGCUGCCGCCACGACCGCAGCGCCUCCUCCCCUUCCUCCCCGCCGCGCAAUGCCGCCGACCAGACCUCGACGCCACCACCGCCGCCGCCUGCACACCGGCGCAAGGGCAUCCCGCACCGGGCACCGUUCGGCAACCUGGUCGUCUGACUCCACCCAGGGUUGCAGUGAAGUUUUGACAGGGAGAAGAGAUUACUGAGUAGCCUUUGCCAUCAUUAGGACUGAAAAUCUUCUGCAGCUAAGUUAUGCAGAUGAUCCUGCUGUGCAACUACUGGUAAUGUUCUUAACUUUUUUGAUGAUGUCCUGAGAAAAAAUUGGAUGACAUGAGAAACUAGUCUAAUAGUAUGACCAGCCAGGUAACAAUGCAAUAGUUUUGUGGUGGCCUUUGAGUCUUGAUUGCUGCUAGUUGCAGUUGAUCUGUGUGUAAAUAUGGUUGCAGGCUGCAAGAUGGGGGGAUUGGGGGUGGGAGCAUGCUUGCUAAUUGAAUUCAGCUAUAUGCUUCCUGACUGUCUUUUUUGCUAAACUACGCUUUGAGGCAUCUUCAAAUUCCUUGAUAUGGAUGCCAUUUCAUCGUGCAAAUGCCCAGAUGCUGUUGAUUGAUAUUGAUGUUGCCAUUUUGCCAAUUAUGUUGCUAAUGUGAAAUUUGAAUCCUUUUGCUCUGAUUAUUACUAGUACUGAUCAUGCUUUGAUCUAGUUCUUCCUUCAAUCAUGGGUUGAGUAAUGAUAUUGAGAUACUUUGAUAUGAAUUUGCAUAGGUGGUAUUUGGUUUCUGAGUGCAAAAACAUGGGCAUCUAUCUGCAAUGCUCUGCUUCAUGAGCAGGACCUAAGAUUUUCCGCUGCUUGCACGCAUUGAAAGUUGAGGGCAGAUAAUAUGGCAAGUGAUCCGGCUAUUAAUUUGUGGAAUC